Messenger RNA from Hyposmocoma kahamanoa, 4618 nucleotides. RefSeq names its product WD repeat domain phosphoinositide-interacting protein 4-like. NCBI's taxonomy places the organism in Eukaryota, Metazoa, Arthropoda, Insecta, Lepidoptera, Cosmopterigidae. The record is from RefSeq and is a predicted model, not a curated record. The transcript has 8 exons. Gene Ontology annotation, biological process: autophagy of mitochondrion; protein lipidation; protein localization to phagophore assembly site. The coding region runs from base 78 to 1073 and encodes 331 amino acids. Gene Ontology annotation, cellular component: phagophore assembly site membrane; cytosol; extrinsic component of membrane. Gene Ontology annotation, molecular function: phosphatidylinositol-3,5-bisphosphate binding; phosphatidylinositol-3-phosphate binding; protein binding.
UUGGUGUGAAAAUGUCCAGUGAGACAAUUGAUAAAAAAUCAACUCAAUGUUUAUGAUAAAUUCACGGUGUAGAAGAAAUGGCGCGCCGGCGAAGCAGCGGGAUUACGAGCCUGGGUUUUAACCAGGAUCAAGCAGGCUGCUUCACUUGCUGCCUAACAUCCGGCUUGCGCGUUUACAACAUCGAUCCUCUUGUGGAGAAGACGCAUUACAGCAGAGAAGAUCUGGGCGAGGUGGCGCUAUGCGAGAUGGUGUUCCGCAGCAACUGGCUGCUGGUUGUAAAGGCGCGCAGGCCCUGUAGCCUCAUGCUGUUGGACGAUCAGCGGAGGAAGUUCUGCUCUGAGGUCCUCUUCAAGUCACCUAUUAGGGCUCUGUGCGCCAGAAGAGACAAAGUGGCUGUGGUACUCCAAUCAUCCAUCCAAGUCUUAUGCCUGCCGUCGCUGCAGCGCGUGGCACUUCUUCGGACGCCGACAAACUCGCGCCCUCUGUGCGCGCUCGCCACCGAACCCGGCGCCUUGCAGAUCCUAGCUGCGCCCGCGCAUCGGAAAGGAUCCUUACAACUUCUGAAACUGUUCCAGGAUGUAUCGCGGGCCGUCAAGGGGGCGCAGUCGAGCUCUCCUGCCGUCGUAGGAUGUCACCAGACUGAGCUAGUUUGCCUUAGUCUAUCGGCUAAUGGGGCUAAAUUGGCCACUGCGUCCGCGAGGGGAACCAUCAUCCGCCUUUGGGACACUGUUAGUAAACAGAUGCUGCACGAAUUGCGUCGAGGAUCUGACUAUGCGGACGUAUAUUGUAUAAACUUCAAUCCGUCGGGUUCGCUGGUUUGCUGCGUGUCGGACAAGGGCACUUUGCACGUGUGGUCGACGCGUGGGCAGCCGACGCACCUGGCCGCCGCUGCGCUUGCGCUGCCCUCGCAGGACAUCCGCGCCAUGUGCGCCUUCGCCGAUGACAACAAUGCCGUUGUGAUAUGCGACGAUGGAACUUUCCACAAAUUCACAUUCGCGGCUGAUAGAAACUACCAUCGCAACGAUUUCGAAUACUUCUUGCAGGUGGGCGAUGACGACGAAUUUCUACAGUGAUUUUUUUUAUUGACUGAUACAGUAGCAAUGUGACUGUGAAACCAUGUGAUGGCAACAGUACCAACGUAACAUAAAAUAAUGCCGAUUCAUAUAAAAAGUGAGCAAAUAUAAAUUACAAGAAACCUCGCUUAAAAACGUGUUAAAAAAGUGCAUAAUGUGAGUACGUUUGCCCUUUUAUAGGAAUUCAAUUUCACAUUUUUGCAUGUGACAAAAGUUGAUAAGUAUGUUGGGUCGUUUAUGAAAUAAGGGCGUUGGGCCAUGAAUCUUAAUGUGAAUAACCACAUGCCUGCGCUCGCGCAAUCGUUAAUUCAUGACGCCCAUUAUCUACCAAAGUGGAACCAAUAGAUUAAUCAUUUUGUUAUUUUGCUUAAUCAACGGCGUAAAGAUGAGAAAAUAACGAACUUGAUUAUUUACCUACUCACAUACAGCACAUCUUUGUUUCGUUAUGGUAGAUCAUGGAGCUGGUACCUGAUUUGCUUAUUGCCCAGUUUUUGGUAGUAGCUAAAAAAAUAUCGAAGCAAUUUUUUUUCGCAACACAUCGAUAUUUUUUGUUUUUACUUUUAAUACGCACAUCACGACGGUGUUCCGUAGGUCUUAGGGCGAGCGAGACAGCGAUAUUGACAUGAUCUUAUGGCCCAACGCCUCACGGUCCAAGUAGAGUAUUCAAAUAUUAUUAGAAACUCGCUAGUCCGUUACAAAAUUUACAAAGUGUUAAAACUGAAAAUUAUUAUGUAAUGGCAAUAUAUUACUAAUAAUAUUAGAAUAUAAUUUAUUUAGAAUUUAUAAUACUCUUUGUGGGUAAUACAAAAUGGUAAGUGAUAUUUUUAUUUAGUCAUAUAUAAAAACGUACGGCCCUUUAUAGUCCAUUUAUAUUACGAAUAAUGUAGGUUUAUUAAUUACCCCACCCUAUCCUAUUCUAUUGGGUAUUUGGCAAGAAAGUCGAAAAGUAAAUAAUUUUAUUUCAAUUUUGAAUUUAAAAAAAACUUAAAUUUAUAGUGAAAUGUGUAAGAAAACAGAAAUAUGUUGAAGAAAAAAACAAGCAUUCAGAAAUUACAAGUUAAUAGUAUAACAUUUUUAUUUAAAAAAACCGACCUCCAAUUUACUAAGUUUUAUGUCAAUAAUCAACAUCGGUUAACGGAAAAUGGUGAAAUCCAAUAAACAGGAGUCUUCCCCUAAUUUGCCAUUCUUAGAGGUGGAAUAUGUUCUUUAAAUUUGAAUGGGACCCCUACCCCAUUUUCCAAUAAAAAAGACUCAUCGAAAUCGGUUCACAAAAUGUCGGAAUAAUCGCGCAACGUACACAAAAAAUCACCAAUCGAAUUGAAACCUCCUUUUUUGUAGUGGGUUAAAAACUGCAAUAUUUGUUGUGUGACGUCAAUUUUUAGUGGCGUCAUACAAGUUACAUACCAAGGGCGUUUUUGUUGAAGACCAUUAUUACAUUGAGACGUCGAAAAACGAACUUCAUCUCUGCCUCAGAGUGUUUAUGUGACUUGAUUCAUGGAAUUAAAAGUAGGUGUCAAAUACCCUAUUGCCAUUGCUAUCUCUGUGAAUACAACCACGUGAUUGUUAGUUUGAGGUUUUGUACUGCUUUCGAAUGCGAAGAUAAGGUGUAGGUUAGUAAGAAGCUGAAGGAUUUUUUAACCUUUUUUUACUUGUAAUUUUGGAACGCGCACGGACUGGACCUCAUGAUGAACUGGUUUCUUAACAACUCAUUGAACAGUUUAAGACUCUCGAAGCAGACGCUUCCAUUGAUAGGUGUCGUCUGAAACUGAUCAUGCCUUGAUUUGUUGAAGUAACCAGUCUAUCGUUAGACAAACGCGUGGUCGGGGAGUCCGCUUCUUCCAGCGUAGAGCCAUAGAAUUGAAAAGGUUCAAAAAUAUUUGCCAUCGUCAUCAAAAAAGAUUUUUUUUUCUACUGGCAACACGUAAUGUCAAAAGCUUAUACUGUUUCCUAAACGAUUUUAAAUAUAUUGUAUAUAUGAUGUUUUGCUUCAUGGAGACAUUAUUUUAUUUUUAAAAGUAAGUAAUACUGUAUUAAAAUACUUAAAAAGUUGCUUGCCUCGUCUUGGAAUCGAACCAAUCAUAUUCGCAGGUUCAAAUUAUAAGUAUUAAUUCCUUGUAAGAUAAUAUUAUAAUUUAAAGGAGCCUCGUUCAAUUAUGCAAUGUAUUAAAAAAAAGAAACAAACUUGAAACUACCAAUGUAUGUAGGAUAUUUAUCCAUUUUUUGUAUCGAAAUUAAAUAAAAUCUUUUUAUGAUGGAUAUUCAAAAUAAUACGCUUCACGUCUGUUAUUAUAUCAACAGUUACACACACACACAGUACACAUUAUAAUUAAUUUCCCUAAACUUAAAUGUACAAUUUCACUGUAUUCCUUUAAUUUAAGACACUAUGUUACUUUGACUCUUUCGAUCGGCAUCAUAAAAAUACAGGGUGUUUUUUUACUGCACAAUUGGUCGUUACAUUCCUAGAUGAGGCUAGCAACUUUUUAAAGUCUAUGAAUGCAGUAUUACUUUCUUUACAAAUAGAACUACGUCUCCAUUAAGCAAAAUAACCUAUCCGGAUUAAUUUAAGUACUUUCCCGCCGUGUCCCGUAGCCGUGAGACGCCUUGUAUACUCGUAGAUCAACCACUUUAUACAUCGCCACGCCAGUCGAUGUUCAGCCGCAUUGUUUCGGCUCUUACAAUUUAUGACAAUCACGAUCCGGUUGAAUUCUCGGCAGAGGUGGCGCCAGCCAAUAGAUCUAGAUCUGUAGAUGAUCAAUGUUGUCUUUGUCGAUCUGUAACUGAGUCCCUAUCUUGCAUUCGAACAAUUUUAGACUUAGUCAGUCGAGUUUGUCUUUUUUGUAUCACUCCAAACAGCGAUUUGCGAUCUUUAUCACGCAAAUAAUUACUUAUGAAAUUCUGGUCAAUUUUAUUAAAGCAUAAUUUGUAUUUGAAUUUGAAAAUAUUAUAAAGAGGAAAAAUAAGAGAAAAUUUGUAUCGAAAGCACAACGAGGGCACCAAAAGUGUAUAAUUAGUGUAAAUGUAUUCUCCAGUCGGUUUUUUCGAAUAUUUGAACUUUCGGUAGGUUAUACAGAGUGGCCGGUUAGCUUUAAAAAUUGUUUUCUUGUGUGAAGCAAGUGUCAACUUGUAUUUGGAAUCUUCCUCUUAAGAUUGAUGACAAUUAGUUCUUUAUGAAAUUUUGUGUAGUGUGUUCUACCGGUUUGACCUACUGCCUCUCAAAUAGAGGGUCGUGGGUUCGAAUCCGGGUUCGCACCUAUAAGUUUCUCAGAGUUUAUGUGCGAAAUUUAAUUUGAAAUUUAUCAUGAUCUUUUCGGUGAAGGAAAACAUCGUGAUCGUUGAAAAAGGUUCACAACCCUCGAAAAGCAUGUGCGUCCCCAACCUGGAUAGGGCCCGCGUGGCCGGACUAUGGUCUAAAUCCUCGUCAGAAAGGAGACCCGUGCCCAGCAGCGGGACGUAUAAAAGAAAAGGGUUGACGAUGAUGAAAUUUUGUCUCAAGUAGUGGAAGAGUCAUUAAAAAUUACCGUCGACAUGGUUGAUACCAAAGUUCC